AUGUCUUUUGUUCAAGAUUUCAAACCAAUUGCACUAGCUGACACUAAGCUUUUCAAGCCAAUCAAAAUUGGUAACAAUGAAUUGGCACACCGUGUGGUUAUGCCACCUUUGACCAGAAUGAGAGCUACUCAUCCAGGCAAUGUUCCUAACAAGGACUGGGCUGUUGAGUACUAUGACCAACGUUCUAAAAGACCUGGAACUUUGAUAAUCACUGAGGGUGCUUUCCCAUCAGCACAAAGUGGUGGUUACGACAAUGUACCAGGUAUCUGGUCUCCAGCACAACUUGAACAAUGGAAAAAGAUCUUCGCCAAGAUUCACGAGAACAAGUCUUUUGUCUGGGUUCAACUUUGGGUUUUAGGAAGACAAUCUUUUGCUGAUACGUUGGCAAGAGAUGGCCUUCGUUAUGAUUCUGCUUCCGAUGGAGUUUACAUGGACGAAGAGCAACGUGAAAGAGCUGUGAAGAGCAAUAACCCACAACAUGGUUUGACCAAGGCUGAAAUUAAACAGUACAUUAGCGAAUACGUCGAUGCCGCCAAGAAGUCCAUUGAAGCAGGUGCCGAUGGUGUGGAAAUUCACAGUGCCAACGGUUACCUAUUAAACCAAUUCUUGGACCCUAUUUCCAACAAGAGAACCGAUGAAUAUGGUGGAUCUAUCGAGAACAGAGCUCGUUUCGUGCUGGAAGUUGUCGAUGCUGUCACCGAGGCUAUCGGUUGCGACAAAGUUGGUAUCAGAUUAUCUCCAUAUGGUACUUUCGGUACUAUGUCUGGUGGUUCUGAGCCAUUGAUCGUUGCUCAAUUUGCCUAUGUAUUGGGUGAAUUGGAAAAGAGAGGAAAGGCUGGGAAACGUCUAUCAUUCGUUCACCUUGUCGAACCUCGUGUGACAAAUCCAUUCUACACUGAAGGCCAAGGUGAGUACACCGAAGGCACCAAUGACUUUGCAUACUCUGUCUGGAAAGGUCCAAUCAUCAGAGCUGGUAACUUGGCUCUACACCCAGAAGUUGUUAAGAAAAUGGUCGAAGACGACAGAACUCUGAUAGGUUACGGUAGAUUUUUUAUCUCAAAUCCCGAUAUCGUCGACCGUGUGGAAAAAGGUUUGCCAUUGAACAAGUACAACAGAGAUACUUUUUACGCCAUGACAGCUAAUGGUUACCUUGACUACCCAACUUAUGAUGAGGCAGUUAAGCUUGGUUACAAAUAG
Molecule: messenger RNA, 1197 nt
Organism: Torulaspora delbrueckii
Lineage: Eukaryota; Fungi; Ascomycota; Saccharomycetes; Saccharomycetales; Saccharomycetaceae
Gene: OYE2
Product: NADPH dehydrogenase
Exons: 1
Coding region: 1-1197 (398 amino acids)
Molecular function (GO): FMN binding; NADPH dehydrogenase activity
Source: RefSeq, a predicted model, not a curated record